UGCACUAGCCUCUCUACCUGUCCCCUAACGAUCGGCUUCAUAGAGCUCGGACAUCUGCUUUUGCUGAACUGGUGCCACUUUGGUGCUUCAUUUUCUCUGCGACCGGUUGAGAUGGAAGGGUGCGACUAUGAAGUUUUCUUGAGUUUCAGAGGACCGGACACACGCACGGGCUUCACUGAUCAUCUCUAUACCCGUCUCACAGAUGCAGGAGUCGGUACAUACAGAGACGAUGAAGAUCUCCGCAUCGGUGAAGAGAUCGGCCCGGAUCUGCUUGGAGCGAUUGAGCAAUCGAAGAUCUCCAUACCCAUCUUCUCUAAAAAUUAUGCUUCAAGCAAAUGGUGCCUGAAGGAGUUGACCAAGAUGGUGGAGUGUCGGAAAAGGAAUGGACAGGUAAUCAUGCCCAUUUUCUACUAUGUCAAACCAUCCGAGGUUCGAUACCAAACCGGAGAUUAUGGUGUGGCGUUGCUUGAGCACGAAAACAAGAAGCGAGAGGGUGAUGAGACCAUCCACAAAUGGAGAGCUGCUCUCAAUGAGGUUGGAGGGUUAAAGGGAUGGAACGUAGAAAACGUGGCUAACAGGCACGAAGGACAACUAGUUAAACAAGUCGUUACUAGCAUUUUAAAUGAGCUGAAGAAGGCCUAUUUGGUGGUUAGUGACUUCUUGGUUGGCAUUGAGGACAGUGUGAAAGAAGUUCUGGGGAUGAUAGGCACUGAUACUGAUGAUGCAAAGAUCGUGGGAAUCCACGGAAUGGGUGGCAUCGGAAAAACUACUCUUGCCAAAGUAGUCUACAACAAACUUUCUCGGGACUUUACUGACUGUUGUUUCCUUGCUGAUGUUAGAGAAACUUCACAUUCAAAAGGAAUUGUGUGGUUGCAAACUCAACUAAUCUCGAACCUCUCACAACAAGCAUAUACAAGAAUCAUCAACAUGGACGAGGGAAUAAAGACAAUAGAAGAUAGAUUUUCAAGGAAGAAAGUUCUUAUUCUUCUUGAUGAUGUUGAUGAAAAGAGUCAAUUAACUACACUUUUGGGGAAGCGAGGUUGCUUUGGUCCAGGAAGUAGGAUACUUGUAACAACAAGAAAUGCAAAUAUUCUGCGUGCAUUUGGAGUAAAGUUGACUUAUUCAAUUGGUGUUUUGGAUCCCAAAAGAUCCCUUCAGCUAUUCAGCAAGCAUGUUUUCAGAAAAGAUCACCCCCCAAUUGAGAAAAUGGAACAAUCUAGAGAAAUUGUGAAGAUAGCCCAAGGUCUUCCAUUGAUCCUAGAGGUUAUGGGUUCAACGCUAUUAACAUGUGGACAAACAGAAGAAAUGUGGGAUGAUUACUUGGUAAAGUGGAAAAAAGGUCACAUUGAGAGUUUUAGAAGUAAGUUGAUGAUUAGUUAUGAAGCAUUAGAUCCAAGUCAGAGACAAAUAUUUCUUGAUAUAGCUUGUGUUUUUGAUGGAUAUGAUAAAAGUUUAGUAAUAUACAUGUGGAGAGACUGUGGUUUAUGCCCAACAGAAGGUCUUGAAGUUCUUCAGUUGAUGUCAUUGAUUAAAAUCGGAGAAGAUAAUAAGCUGUGGAUGCACGAUCAGCUCAAAGAUCUCGGUAGAGAAGUAGUUUCUCAAGAAAGUGGUGGCAAAUUACAUAAGCAAAGUAGGGUGUGGAAUGAUGACGACAUAUUGAAGAUGCUACUGAGAGAGAAGAGAAAUGCAAAGCUCGAAGCCCUCCGCUUGAAGUUUGAGGAAAGGUCAGAAUAUCGUUCCACUAUGGAUGGAUUUGCACUGCUACCAUAUCUAAGGUUCCUUCAGGUGGAUAGCAGACGCCUCGCUAAUGAGAAAGCCGGUCUUUUUUUCUCCCAAGCUUCACUUGUUUUGCAUAACUUGAUUACGACCCCAAUGGACUUUUUACUGAGCGAGAACCAACUCCUUCCGAGUUUAAGAUGGCUCUCUUGGCAUUGUUUUCCUCGGCAGAUACUCAAGUUAAGUAAUUUUUCUUUGACAAAUUUGGUCGUUCUUGAUUUUUCAUGGAGUACAAUUACUCACGAUUGGGACGGAUGGAGACAUAUUAAGAGAGCUAAGAAAUUAAAAGUUCUUGACCUUUCGGAGUGUUGCCACUUGACCAAGACUCCUGAUUUCUCUGGGCUCUUGAUGUUGGAGAGAUUGAUUCUCGAACACUGUUACAGAUUGACUGAAGUCGACUCGUCAAUCGGUCAACUAAAGCGCAUGGUUUUCUUGAAUUUGCGGUAUUGUGGGGCUCUUCAUUAUCUGCCAAAUGAGCUGGGUGGAUUGCCAUCUCUCACAGAACUUCUCCUUGACCAUUCUGAUAUACGAGAAAUUCCUGAUUCAUUCAAUGGUUUAACUUUGCUGGUGACGCUUUCAUUGGCUGGGACAAAUGUUGGACACAUACGUGACUCCAUUGUGGCGCCGACAAAUCUCCAAAGCUUAUCUUUGACUAUGGGCCGUCCAUUGCAAAGGCUUCCACACUCCAUUACAAAAUUACGAUGGUUGACCGAGCUGGAUCUAAUCUAUGCUGGAAUCACCGAGCUACCGGAGUCUAUGGAAAGUCCGGAGAAUCUAAAAAUAUUGAAGUUGACGAGUAUAUCAGCCCUCCCAAAGCUUCGAGAAAGCUUGAUUUCUCCGGCAAUCGUAUCUCAUGUACCAAUGGCCGAUCCCGAUCUUUCCAACUUGAUCAAUCCGAAACUACUGUUGCUCAUCACCACAAAGCCUAAGAUCUCCGGCCCAUCUGAAUUGGCGGAAGUUCCCAUGCUUUGGUGGAUCGGGAGAUUAUCCAAAUUGGAAGUUUUGACCCCGGCUCACCAAAGCAUUACUAGCCUACCUCCCGAAUUAGGAGCGCUUCCUCACUGGAAGACUCUUCACUCUUCGAGAUGCCUUGCUUUGAAAUGCAUUCCGCUGAUUCCCUCGAGUGUCACCAAGCUUCUUUUUGGAAUGAUAUCUCAAGUUUGA
Molecule: messenger RNA, 2940 nt
Organism: Rhodamnia argentea
Lineage: Eukaryota; Viridiplantae; Streptophyta; Magnoliopsida; Myrtales; Myrtaceae
Product: disease resistance protein RPV1-like
Exons: 5
Coding region: 112-2940 (942 amino acids)
Biological process (GO): defense response; signal transduction
Molecular function (GO): ADP binding
Source: RefSeq, a predicted model, not a curated record